CUUUUAACUUUCAUUGUCUUUUCCGCCCGCUCCGCUCGUCUCGCCGGCUGCUCUUUCCGGGAUCUUUUAUCAGGCAGAAAUGCAUCGAACAACUAGAAUCAAGAUCACUGAGCUAAAUCCCCACCUAAUGUGUGUGCUCUGUGGAGGGUACUUUAUUGAUGCCACCACCAUAAUAGAAUGUCUACAUUCCUUUUGUAAAACAUGUAUUGUGCGUUAUCUGGAGACCAGCAAGUAUUGUCCUAUCUGUGAUGUCCAAGUUCACAAAACCAGACCACUACUGAAUAUAAGGUCAGAUAAAACUCUUCAGGAUAUUGUGUAUAAAUUAGUUCCAGGGCUUUUCAAAAAUGAGAUGAAGAGGAGAAGAGACUUUUACGCAGCUCACCCUUCAGCAGAUGCUGCCAAUGGCUCUAAUGAAGAUAGAGGGGAAGUGGCAGAUGAAGAUAAGCGAAUUAUAGCGGACGAUGAGAUAAUAAGCUUAUCCAUUGAGUUCUCUGACCAGAACAGAUUGGAUCGGAAAGUAAACAAGGAGAAGUCUAAAGAGGAGGUGAGUGAUAAAAGAUACCUACGGUGCCCGGCAGCCAUGACUGUGAUGCACGUAAGGAAGUUCCUCAGAAGUAAAAUGGACAUACCAAAUACUUUCCAGAUUGAUGUCAUGUAUGAGGAAGAACCUUUAAAGGAUUAUUACACACUAAUGGACAUUGCCUACAUUUAUACCUGGAGAAGAAAUGGCCCACUUCCUUUGAAAUACAGAGUUCGGCCUACUUGUAAAAGAAUGAAGAUCAGUCACCAGAGAGAUGGACUGACAAAUGCUGGAGAACUGGAAAGUGACUCUGGGAGUGACAAGGCCAACAGCCCAGCAGGAGGUGUGCCCUCUACCUCCUCCUGUUUGCCCAGCCCCAGCACUCCAGUACAGUCUCCUCAUCCACAGUUUCCUCAUAUCUCCAGUACUAUGAAUGGAACCAGCAACAGCCCCAGUGGUAACCACCAAUCUUCCUUUGCCAGUAGACCUCGAAAAUCAUCAAUAAAUGGGUCAUCAGCAACUUCGUCUGGUUGAGUCCUGGGACUGCUAAGGAAAGAAAAUUUCACCCCCUGAUUUAGAUAUCUUCAUCCAUUACAGCUUUAUAGAUGCUAAUACAUGUGACUGUCGUCCAAUUUGCUUUCUUUUGUAGUGACAUUAAAUUUGGCUAUGAAAGAUGGACUAGAUGUGAUAUUCAUAUGGAUGUUAAUUGAAAAGAAAGGGUUUUUUUCUGUAAAGAAUUGGAUUCUGAGAAGGCAGGCAAGAUUUUUUUCUGUGUUAGGAAAGAUGUGAAAUGGUUUCUGUAACUAUUGUUUGGAUUGGGAAAUGGUCUGCAGUGGGUAGAAACAUGGGCCAUAGUUUGUUAAUCUCAACUAACGCCUACAUUACAUUCUCUUUUAUUGUUCUUGUUGUUCUGUUUUGUGAACCUGUAGAAAACAAGUGCUUUUUAUCUUGAAAUUCAACAAAUGAAAAGAAUAAGCAUAGAAUAAUGUAUUCUAUGUAGCCAUGUCACUGUGAAUAACAAAUCCUUGCAUAUUUAGCCAUUUUAAUUCCUGUUUGAUUUUUAUUUCUCUGUUGCUACACAAAACCGAUCAAAGAAAACUUCAGUUUUACAAUCUAUGCCUAAAAGCGGGUACAACCGUUUAUUUCACUGACUUGCUUAAAUGAUUCGCUUUUGUAAGAAUCAGAUGGCAUUCUGCUUGUUGUACAAUGCCAUAUUGGUAUAUGACAUAACAGGAAACAGUAUUGUAUGAUAUAUUUAUAAAUACUAUAAAAAUACUGUGUUUCAUGCACCCAGAAAUGGUUGUUAAAAUUCUCCGAAUUGUUCGACCUUUACAGAUACCCAUACUAUACCUACUAUGUUGAGCCUUACCAGCAUACAUUUUGUGUGUUUUGCGUGUAUGACUAACUUCACAUUUCCCAUUUGGAAGCAAUUGGCAAAUUCAUCAUAGUUCUGACUUUUCUGCUAUACUUUUAAAAUUAAUGUUGUCAUAAAAAAACUUUUAAGACAAUUGGAAAUAGGGUCUUAAUUUUCCAUUGGUUAUGAUGGAUUUUCAUGUACUUAUUUAUCUCUGGAAUUCUAAAGUAGAUUUUUAAAUAAACCAGCUAAUUGCUGGAAGAAGGCAUUUUAUCUACAAUUAUUUUAGUAUGUGGUAUAGUAAUAAUUUCAGAUUUAAGAGUUGCUUCAACAGUUAAAUCAGCUGUCUCUCUAAUGUCUGGGAAUAGAAGCAAUUUAUUAUGGAUUUCUACAGGUAUUUUUAAGAGCAAACGUGUUGAGCUCAGAUAUGAAUGACCCCAUAAAUUCUCAGUUUGUUUUGCCUUGGUCGGAGUUGGUGUGUGUGCAUCACCCAUCAGUUAUUUGUGAGGAUGUUUAUAUAAAGAAUAUUGUUUCAUGUUUGUAUGGGAAAUUGUAGCUAAACAUUUCAAUGUCUCCAAUCUGCAAAAGAAGCACAAUUCUAUUGCUUUGUCCUGCUUAUAGCCAUUAAAUCAUUACUUUUACAUAUAUCGCUGUUACUUCUGCUUUCUUUAAAGAUUCAGUAAAUGUUUUAUGAAGCCACAAAAUAUAUUUUUAUUUUAACCUAAAUUUGUACAGUACCAUUGUAUGUGUUGUUUCUAAUUAUAGAUGUAAAAUGAAAUUUCAUUUUUAAUUGGAAAAAUCCAAUAAAAAGGAUAUUCAUUUAGAAAAUAGCUAAGAUCUUUAAUAUAAAUUUGGUAUGAAAAGCACAAUGUGCAGAAGUUUUGGAAACCCUAUAGUGGACUACAAAGGGUGAAACCUAAGGAGAAUACAUUGCUGUCUUCAGAUGGUGUUGCUAAGGAGUACAUGUUUUGUUGUAUAUUGCUUGAGAGCCCAGUGGAAGAUGUAUCUGUUUAUUUACAAUCUUUGAAGUAAAGGUUACCAAUGUUUGCCAA
Molecule: messenger RNA, 2926 nt
Organism: Nannospalax galili (Upper Galilee mountains blind mole rat)
Lineage: Eukaryota; Metazoa; Chordata; Mammalia; Rodentia; Spalacidae
Gene: Bmi1
Product: BMI1 proto-oncogene, polycomb ring finger
Exons: 10
Coding region: 80-1054 (324 amino acids)
Biological process (GO): negative regulation of transcription by RNA polymerase II
Cellular component (GO): PRC1 complex
Molecular function (GO): promoter-specific chromatin binding
Source: RefSeq, a predicted model, not a curated record